Messenger RNA from Rhopilema esculentum, 776 nucleotides. RefSeq names its product muscle-specific protein 20. The record is from RefSeq and is a predicted model, not a curated record. Lineage: Eukaryota; Metazoa; Cnidaria; Scyphozoa; Rhizostomeae; Rhizostomatidae. Gene Ontology annotation, cellular component: actin cytoskeleton. Gene Ontology annotation, molecular function: actin filament binding. Gene Ontology annotation, biological process: actin filament organization.
CAAUUGCUGUGUAGGGGUAGCAGGGAUCAACAGAAAGUUAUUGAUAAUCAUGGCUUCACGUCCUAAAGGCUUCGGUUUGACAAGAGAGCUUGAAAAUAAGAAACGUCAAGAAUAUGACGAAAGCUUGGCUGAAAAGGUCUGCACUUGGUUCAACGCGGUGUGCCAGGACAGCGAAGACUCCAAGUUUGCCGUCGAUUUUGAAGGCAGUUUCACGUGGGAGUCAGUGCACCAAAAACUCAAGGAUGGCAAGCUUAUAUUGGCGGUGGCAAACAAAAUCUCGCCUGUACAUAAAAAAAAGAUUCAAACUUUAAACUCCCCUUUCAAACUCAUGGAAAACACUGGCAAUUUUCUGUCAAUUGCAGAUAAGAUUGGUGUUUCUGCAACUGACUUAUUUCAAACAUCAUCGCUUUAUGAAGGCACAGACAUGAAGUCGGUUAUCAACGGAUUGGAUGCGUUUGCAAGGAAGACAAUCAAGAUGAAAAUUCCUGGGGUAGCAACCUACUCAGGACCAGUCGAGGCAGAGAAGAAUCAGAGGGAAUUCACCGAAGAACAACUGAAAGCUGGGCAGAAUGUAAUUGGAUUGCAGAUGGGAACGAACAAAGGGGCAAAUGCAUCCGGUGUGAGUUUUGGGGCGUCAAGGAAGAUCAUGGACAUGGGUCACUAGGGUAGACCAAAUUAGUAUGGAGUAAAGUGAAGUAGCGUAAGAUAUCUAGUUUAUUUACUGUGCUAAAUUUCUGAGUAAAAGCUUAAUGAUUAUACCUUUUAUGCAAACCAAA